This is a messenger RNA of Amaranthus tricolor (Joseph's coat), 6270 nucleotides long. RefSeq names its product pentatricopeptide repeat-containing protein At1g19720-like. The transcript has 9 exons. The record is from RefSeq and is a predicted model, not a curated record. The coding region runs from base 651 to 2840 and encodes 729 amino acids. Lineage: Eukaryota; Viridiplantae; Streptophyta; Magnoliopsida; Caryophyllales; Amaranthaceae. Gene Ontology annotation, molecular function: RNA binding; protein binding. Gene Ontology annotation, biological process: RNA modification.
CAAAACCCAGUCGUCAUUCUCCUUCUCCUCCUUUCUCUCUUCCCUCUUCUCUCACUUCCCUCCCUCAGCUUGAAGAACCAGCAGCCGCGCCACUGUGACCACCACCAGCAGCCGGCCGCGUUAUUUUUGUUCUUCUCUACAGGCGGCCACCGCAGCACAACUCGCUUCUCCCUCCUCCCUCGCUGUGAGCAGCCGCCAGCUGCUGGCCGAUUUUGGGCUUCUCUCCAGCCAGUUUUGCGCGCCACCAUCUUUGUGCUCCACACCACCACAACAACCACCUAUACUCUCACCCAUUUCUAAUUCCCCUUUGUUCCUAGUUCAUAAGAGGAAAGUAGAACUUAGUUGGGUGAUUUUUGUAACUUGUGGUCGCGCAAUGACGCUUGCAGUCGAAAACCCCUUCAUCCCAAUAACUCCACCGUCAUCCUUCAUCGUCGUUAACUCUAGCCACUGACCGGCCACCAUCAACCUCCCGCGGGGCUGCACACAGUAUCAAACCAUAUCCUUCAUUGCCAAAAGAUUGCUGGAAAAAGCAACGUUGCUUUCUCAAAAGAAGACACAUCUACUCUUAGUGUGCUGCUUAUGCCUUUACGUAUCAGACACCAGAAAUAAAUUGCCACCUUUCUCUUUAUAUACUGGAUUAUUCUUUUAUAAUGUCUACCUUUGGAUUGCACCCAUCAAUUUCUCUUUAUAGUACCUCUUAUCUCAGCUCUCUUCAAUGUCAGCUCAAUUUUGUGCCAAAAUUUAGAACGGAAGCUAGAACACCGCAAAUACCGAGUCUUCAAGAUUUACCUCGUCCUGAAAGAUUCUCUAGAGUCCAACACGCGGAUGAUUUUAUCAAUUCCAACCAUCUCGCUGCAAAAGAUGAAAUCGCUGAAUGCCUUUUUCUCCUUGACAAUUUAAUUAGGAAAGGAGGUAAUACUAAUUGUAGUCCUUCUGCUUGCAAACAAAUCCAUGGACUUCUUGUCAAAGUAGGUGCGUUAAAAGCAGAUACUUUCUUGGGUAAUAAGCUAUUGGUUGCAUAUUCCAAGAGUUUAGAGUUGUUGGAUGAUGCACGCAAGCUUUUUGAUGAGCUUUCUGAGAGAACAAUAAAUGCAUAUGCUUCUUUAAUAAGCUCUUUCUGUCAAUCUGAGAAAUGGGUUGAUCUUUUCGUGGUGUUUGAGAUGAUGUUGAAUGAUGGGAUGUUGCCUGAUAGAUUUCUUCUACCAACUAUCUGCAAAGCCUGUUCAGUAAUGCAAGUGGGGAAAUGUGGUGAAAUGGUUCAUGGGUAUGCCAUAAGAAGGGGCUUAGAUGAAGAUGUUGUUGUUGGGAAUGCUCUUAUUGAUAUGUAUACAAAUUAUGGUUCAUUAAAAUUAUCUAAAAGUGUAUUUAACACAAUGAGGACUAAGGAUGUAGUUUCUUGGACUGCCCUCAUUGUAGCUUAUAUGUUUCAUGGUGUUCUUGAUGAGGCAAUGGACACAUUUUGUAAGAUGGAGUUGGAUGGUGUGGAAGCAGAUUUGAUUUCUUGGAAUGCACUUAUCUCUGGCUUUGCCAUGAAUGGGGAGAUUGAAAGGGCUUUAAGAACUCUAGAAGAGAUGCAAAGAAAAGGGAUGAGGCCGCAAGUGAACUCUUGGAAUGGAAUUAUCUCAGGGUGCAUCAAGGAUGAAUGUCUUGAAGAUGCUUUAGAUACUUUUGUAAAGAUGCUUUGGAAUUUCUUGACCCCAAAUAUUGUAACAAUUGUCAGCAUUCUACCAGCUUGCGCUGGCUUGAAGGAUCUAAAUUUAGGAAAAGCAAUUCAUGGUUACUCUUUAAAAUUUGGCUUUCAGUGCGAUGCUUAUGUUGGUGGAUCAUUAAUCAAUAUGUAUUGGAAAUGUGGAAGGAUUGAUAAUGCAGAAAACAUUUUUGUCAGGAUCAAGAGUAAAACCACCUUCAUAUGCAAUGAGAUGGUUGCAGCUUACGUGAGUGAGGGCUAUGUGGAGCAAGCUCUUAAACUUUUUAAUUCCAUGAAAGACUUUGGUCCAAAACCUGAUGAGAUUACAUGUAACACGGUGCUUUCUGCCUAUUUCAGAGAUGGUAGAAUUGAGAAGGUGUAUGAACUGCUGUAUGAUAUGUCUGAAAUGGGUUUGCUACCAAAUGUUGUCACAUUUAAUAUUUUAGUAACUGGUUAUCAGCAACAUGGCCAAGGUGAAGAAGCUUUGAGAUUUUUUCAGGCCAUGCAAUCACCUCAUAGCGGCAGUUUUCUUUCACAAAUAUCAAAAAAUCCGAUCCAACCAAAUCCCGUCACUGUUACUGGUGCUCUUGCAGCCUGUGCAGAUUUAGGUUUUCGGCGCCAAGGGAAGGAACUUCAUGCUUAUAUUGUCAAAAAAGGACUUGACUUGAAUACUUUUGUUUCAACUGCACUGGUUGAUAUGUAUGCAAAAUGCAAUGAUAUGGACUCAGCAAUAGAAGCAUUCUGGAGAGCAAGUAGCAAGAAUACUGUUACAUGGAACACGUUGAUAGCAGGUUAUGUCAACAGAAGGCAGGAACCUGAGGCAUUUCGUCUCUUUGAUAGAAUGCUGAAAGAAGGGGUUGAACCAAGUUCUGUUACUUACAUGAUUCUUAUUCCUGCAUGUGGAGAAGUGGAAGCUUUUAGACUAGGACGAGAGAUGUUUGGUUAUCUUCUGAAGAAUCGGUUUAAUGAUUCUGAUAGUUACCUUGCAAAUCCUUUGAUAGACACCCACCAUAAAUGUGACGGCAUAAAACAGGCCAAAUUGGUAUUUGAUUCCAAAUUGCGAUUUAGGGACAUUUUCAAAAAUAGUUUGCUAAUGAAAUACAUACACUAUACUUCUUUUGUACCAAUUUCAGGACACUUACAGAACUUCUAAGGAAGAUUGGAGCUUGUAGAAAAAACAGAAUUACAUGUAUCACAGUGCACUCAUGAACAAUAGACUCUGAAACUUUGUACAUUACAUUCUAACUUUUUGUCACUUUUUCUAGUAUGAAAAUAGAUGAUGUGAAUGGUUUCAAAAAGGGUCUUGUACAGGGUUGUCAUGGCAAUAUGAUAUUGAAAAAGGGAUUUCAGACUGGAACAUUGGUUUGAUGCUAGUAAUGGAAGAUCGAGAUUAAUAUUUGAAGGAAACUUGUAGCACUAUGGUCAAAAUAGGGGAAUAAGGGGAGAAAAAUGAGGAAAGGAUAUCACUGCAUCGGAAGAUCGAGAUUAGUAUUGUUUAUUGGUUAAUUAUGCUGGGUUUAAACCGUUUUUUUUUUUUUUCUUAUGUCUUUAAAUUGCUGUGGAUUGGACUCUCUUUGAUUGUUAGUUAGGUUUAAUUUAGGGAUUUGCUCAAGAUAAAUUUUGGGUAAAAUGUUGGGGUUUUGGCGUAAGUUGGAACUUGUAAGUAAAAUUAGGCUAAAAUUUUCAGUUAAGAGAGGCCAAGCUUGGCUUUUCUUUGUGUUUUAGAGAUGACAGAGUACAAUUAGAUUGUUUCCUCACGUUACCGCUGAGUGUUGACUAAGCAAUUGGGAGCAAUUUUAAGAGUGCUGGUACUGCAGCUAGGUUUAGUUAAAUCAGUUUGAUUGAGAAGUAAUCCCCUCACCCACAAUUUUUUUUUCCUUUGAGCUCAUUUUUCUUGCGUGUGGUGAACUUCUGAUUGUAGAAAUCUGUCUCUUGUCAGUAAUGUGUGCAGCCCGAAACACUGCAGGCAGCAGGUUUAGUUUCUGUUCAUCCUUGUUCUGCUCUACGCAUCAGGAGUUGGUUUGAUGCCUUUCCUGCCUGAGUGUUGCUGCUUCCUUAGUGAUCUUUCCUUCUCAAUAGCUCUUCCUACGAUUAUCAACUUCUCUAUAUGAUCAUCAAUCGAACGCUUAAUACGACAUUGAUUUUCUAUGAACCUCAGCUGCAGGUUCUAUGUGGCUAAGGAUGUGGGCAAAACGAUCCUGAUAUUGAAGAUGAAAGUCACCAAAUAAGUUUAUUUCAGUAAUCCUAAUUGAUUUUGCUAAAUCUUCAAAUAAGUUAAGGAGUUAUCAUGUUCUUCCUUUUAAUGCAAUAUCCUUAUUAACAUAGUGCAUUGCUGACUAUUAAUGCUACUCGCAUUAUGGCAAGAGCUCUAUGAUCGUCAACCCGCACAGAAAACAACAUCCUAGAAGCAUAUGUACUCCAGAAAUAGUGCGGUCAGCAGGUUUGUUUCUGUUCAUCUGUGUUUGCUCUCCGCAUUGAGUUGGUUUGAUGUGUUUUCUGCCCGAGUGUUGCUGCUUUAUUCAGCUUUGUCACAUAGUCAGCAAUACCCUACGUUAGCAACAAACAUCACUGAUAAAUAAUGCUUCUUACGAACCUGUGAUGCAGCAACAAACAUUAUAUAAGGCUUCUUCUUGGUUUAGUGCAUACAAACAAAGACUUACUUCUGCUAUCAUGAGCCAAAGAAGAAACCUGCUGGGCUGCUGGUGCAGUGAAAAAUAUAUCCAAAAAAGAUUCAUCAUCAAGUGAUGAUUCUUCUGAUAGUGAUUCAUCUGAUGAAGAGAGCUUGCUUUGUUAUGGGAGAAAAUGAUACGGUAACCUGUUAAGUGUUGCUCAGAUGCUGAGAGAGAUGCAGUAUACGAGGAAGUGAAACCACACUUACUCUUUCCGUAUAAGGGUAAGGGUAAGGUUGCAUAUCCCUAACCAUCGUUACCUGCUUAGGCAAGAGCCACUUCAUUGGCGAUGAUGGUAUAAUAUUUUUUUUGGCUAUUCUGCUUCAAAAUCAAAGUAAGCAACAUCUGUUCCAUUUCCAUAUCAAAUGAGCAAAUGAAGUGGAAAUCGUAUCUUUGUAUGUAACAGGGACACCAAAAGUUGAAAGCCAUCAAUCCAUUUCAUUAUGUUGCUGAGAAAAUUCUUAUAAUAUGUUAUUGAAUUGGACGAUGUGGGUUAUCGUGUGAUGGGUCCAAGUAAUGAUAAUUGUAACCAUGUUAAGAUUAGGAUUAGGCCUUGGCUAUAGAAGCUUUUGGCAUUUUGUGACUAUGUUGGGUCUAAUCCAUGGAAAGGUUGCUAAUCAUAUCACGCCUGAUGAACACUUUGAACUUUGUGAAGCAUUAUAAUCACCUUCUUCACCAAAUUAAUUUAUGAACCACUUGAACAGUUCGUUUUGCUGAAUUAUUUAUUCCCUUUUUUAUGUGACCCUACAUAACUGGUUGAACCUAAUACCUAGCCAUGUGAAUUUCGCAAUCUGGGGUUCGAUCAUAGUGUUGCAGGCGUAAUGUCUCCCAGUCAUUUCUAUGUCUAUAACUGCCCUCAUAUUGAGUCGAAUUCUCAAAACACCUUCUAUAGUAGUUUAUUUGAAAUAUAUUAAUAUAAAAUUGUUGCAAUUAUUUUGAAAAGUAUAUAAACUACAAUUUAAUAAUGUUCAUAAAUCCUUUAUUUUUGGUGUUAUAUUUUGUUUGGAUUGCAAAAUAAAAAGUGCUUUCUUUUUGGGGUGUAUUUAUGAUUUAUUAGACUUUCCAAGUUAUAUACUUAUGAGAAUAUGUUGCCAAAUUUGAUCCGAGUUGUUCAAAGAAAGCUAGCAAACAUUGGAUCAAAACAUGCUCUUUUAAAUUACUCUUUUUUAUAUUCUUUUGCAGCUUUCAAUUCUCAGGUACCAAAGUAAAUUUCACUACUUCAUGGGCAUGUUGCUUCACUUUUGAGACAUAUUGUGGAUUCUAUUGCUAGAAUUGUUAUUGAGGAGAAGAACUGGCCUCCGUUUCUUCCAAUCAUCCAUCAUGAAAUUGGAAAUGAGAUACCAAUUCAUAUGCAGAAGUUGCAGUGCACAGCUUUUGCCACACUGCUAGGACUGAGAGUGCCUUGAUCUUUGGAUGGUUUUCCUUGUCUUAUCUGGAACUCUGCACCAUCCCGUGGGAGACCAAUCAAGAAAAUGUGCAGAAAAAGAUGUUGAAAUCAACAUUAUACAGAACAAUCACACUUUUGAUUCCCCUAGGAGAUUGCUUGUUUUGUCAGAAUACACGAAGGGUUAUCACAGUGUUCAGUGUUGGAAGUUGCCGAUGAGUUAUGCCCAUAAGUUGACAACUGCAAGGAAGAAUUUGGCUCUCCUUUAGCUUCAUGAUUGGGAGACAUGUAUAACCAAAAAUCAUGUGGCUAGGGAUUCUGGAACACGAAUGCAUAACGUUUCAGGAUUUACAAUCUUUCAUGUUUCAAGCAAUUGAAGCAAUACUAGGCUUUCGUUCUGCAAAACAUUGACAUUCUAAUAUGUGCAUUCAUAUUAUUGUUAAUAGAAGUGUAUAAAAUAACAUUAUAAAAUUUGAUAAUGUAACUUGGGGGAGCGCAUGCGGCCCCACAACUAGUGAUAGAAAACAAGA